AUGACUGACGAAUCUGCUUCGCAGACGCCGUUAAAUGGUACGGUCACCGCCUUUCUUUCUUCGCCGUAUAAAGCAGCGGUUCAAGGGAACAAAACCUUCGAUCUUUCGUCGGUAAACUUUGGGAGAAGAAGUGGAGAAAGCAGAGACGCAGGGCGAAGCGAUUUGGAAGCACGCUGGAUCGCAGAAAAAGAAAGACGGGCAGUGAAAAUCUUGAGCCUCAAAAUAGAAACAUUCCAAAAGCUGGUAAUGUCUGAAACCAAGAUUUUCUAUCUCAGGCUGUUGGGAAAGCCAUUUACUUUUAUUCCAAAGUCAUGGUUGGACAGCAAACAGCCCUUGCUUGCAAAACAGCGGUCGAGCACGUGGAGCCAUGAAACCCAACUGGAAUCUCCUGAAAGCAAACAACCCUUGCUUGCAAAGCAGCGGUCGAGGACAUGGAGCCAUGACACCCAACUGGAGUCUCCUGGAAGCAAACAGCCCUUGCUUGCAAAGCAGCGGUCGAGGACAUGGAGCCAUGACACCCAACUGGAGUCUCCUGGAAGCAAACAGCCCUUGCUUGCAAAGCAGCAGUCGAGCACAUGGAGCCGUGAAACCCAACUGGAGUCUCCUCAAAGCAAGGAACCCUUGCUUGCAAAGCAGCGAUCGAGGACAUGGAACCGUGAAACCCAACUGGAGUCUCCUGCUGUAGUCCAGUCUCUCUCUGGCAAACAGGUGAGUCUAAGCCAUGAAGUCCGUCCGGAGAAAAAACUUCGAGAAAUGAACCCUCUAGGUGGUAAUGUGAAACAGCUUUUGCUUCAAUGUGCUGAAGCUGUAUCAGAGAAUAAAUCAGAGGAAUUCAAGUUAUUUGCUGAAGAAGUCCGCAAUGCUGUUUCCAUCACCGGAGAGCCUAUUCAGCGUCUUGGUGCUUAUAUGCUAGAAGGACUUGUGGCAAAACAGGAGUCUUCAGGUACCAACAUCUACCGGGGUAAGUACCGCGAGCUGGACAACAACAAGCUUCUUUCAUACACUCACAUCUUGUAUGAUAUCUGCCCUUACUUCAAGUUUGGAUAUAUGGCCGCAAAUGGUGCAAUUGCUGAAGCUCUAAAGAAUGAAGACAUGAUCCAUAUAAUAGACUUUCAGAUUGCUCAAGGAACCCAAUGGGUUACACUAAUACAGGCUUUCGCAGCAAGACCUGGGGGGCCACCACACUUGCGAAUCACAGGGAUCAAUGAUCCAUCAGCAGACCAUGCGCGAGGAGACAAUCCGAAUCUAGUUGAGAACUUGUUUUCUGACAUGUCCAAGAAGUUCAACAUUCCCCUGCAAUUCCGCAGCCUAACUGUGCACGGACCUGAGGUCACAAGAGAAAUGUUGGACAUCAGAACUGGGGAAGCGCUCGCUGUGAACUUCACUCUUCAGCUACACCACACCCCGGAUGAGAGUGUCGAUGUGAACAACCCUCGCGACGGCCUGCUCAGAAUGAUAAAGGGAUUGUCACCCAAAGUAACUACUCUGGUUGAGCAAGAGUCAAACACCAACACAACACCUUUCCUGACAAGAUUCUCAGAGACAUUGAAUUAUUACUCUGCGAUGUUUGAAUCUAUCGACGCGACUUUAGCAAGGGAUAGGAGGGAGCGGAUAAGCGUGGAACAGCACUGCCUGGCGAAGGACAUAGUUAACAUCAUCGCCUGUGAAGGCAAGGAGCGAGUGGAGAGGCAUGAGCUGCUUGGGAAGUGGAGAUCCAGACUCACCAUGGCAGGUUUCAAGCCCUAUCCACUGAGCUCCUAUGUGAACUCCGUGAUAAAGACUCUGUUGGGUCAUUACUCUGAUAAAUAUACAGUGUUGGAGAAGGAUGGCGCAUUACUUCUCGGAUGGAAGAACAGGAACCUGAUCUCAGCGUCAGCGUGGCACUGAUCUAAGGACCCUUUUAACACGGUUUAGAUUAGUUUCUUGCAUAAACAACAUCCACGUAAUGGCAUAUGGAGCUUGAUCAAGCGGCUUGUUUGAUUUCUUCCGCUUCAUUUACAUUCUGCCAAUGCUGCAAACUGUCCUAGUACACUUGUAAUCUUAUCUUGUUAAUUAGAAAAAACUACUUGAGAGCUU
Molecule: messenger RNA, 2076 nt
Organism: Zingiber officinale
Lineage: Eukaryota; Viridiplantae; Streptophyta; Magnoliopsida; Zingiberales; Zingiberaceae
Product: chitin-inducible gibberellin-responsive protein 1-like
Exons: 3
Coding region: 1-1887 (628 amino acids)
Biological process (GO): regulation of DNA-templated transcription
Cellular component (GO): nucleus
Molecular function (GO): sequence-specific DNA binding; DNA-binding transcription factor activity
Source: RefSeq, a predicted model, not a curated record